AAAAAAAAGUCUGCGUUCGUUUGACAACGUUCCUCUGUAAUGGAUGGAACGGAAAUACUUUAUUUUUACUUCGUUCUACACAUUGAAGCUUUUAUUAACAGACUUAUGAAGCUGUAGGAACUCGAACCCGAACUUAGAUAAACAAAUAGCGUGAUCGUCUUCCGUUUGUGUUUUAAUUUGGUGGUUCGGAUCGGUAAGCUGUAGAAAGUUCAAUAAACUUGGAAUGUCAAGUCUGUAUCGAGAAGGCCUGUUGGUGUUAGAAAUGUCAUUUGAGUUUUCGUAUCGGUAUUAUUUUUAUUGAACAUUUUUGUGAUUUUUCUUAAGUAAUUCAGUAUUUUUAUCGCAAUUUUUUAUUAAUAUUGACAUGGAAAAUCAAAACACACAAGAAAGAACAGCACCUAUACAGUAUGUUCGAGGUUCACGUGCGUUUCGACAAUUCAAAAAUCCUCCACAACCUCAUAUGUGUAUUCAAGAUUCAAUAAGAGACACUUCGGAGAAGUUAUAUAUUAAUGUUUUGGGAUGGCAGAAAAUAGCGAAUCCGAAACAGUAUUCGGAUCCCAUACCAUUAUAUGGAGGGAUGCAGGUCCAUCAGGGGUGUGCUCCUAACAGCAACAGACCACCUCUUCUUGUGUUUGCUGUAAUGGUCAAUCCGGACAUCUUGAAAGCUAAUGGAAAGAAUGCAUCUAAUCCUACAGACCGAGAAGCAUUGGUUAGCCUUCUCUGUGACUUUGUGGAGGCUAUGAACCCAGGACUAAUACUUGCUAGAAACCCUGUGAUACUGAGAGACAGGGAUCUUGCUGGAGAAUUAAAAGAUGUCUGGCUUGCUGUACAGAAUAAAAGAGAACGGGAGAAAGGAAUGAAUCAAGAUGUUAUGUAUAAGGUAUACGAUAUUGACGGAAUAGGCAGUGAUGACAUUAAUGAAGACGAUAAAUCGAAUUCUAGAAGUAACAGGCAGUAUGACAGUGGAUCUCCGAAUAGAAACCAUCAGAAUGAUAAGAAAAGCACAGUGAAAUCAUCAAAACAAAUUUUGCUCAAUGCCGGACAGAAAUCGGAAUUCGACUCCGGAAUGAACAACUGUCAGCUCAAUCAAAAUCAAUCGCACAGAGACAAUAAAACUGGCAACACUGACUCCGAUACCACAUAUUGUACACCUGUUUAUGGGCAAAUCGUAUCAAGUAGAGAAAACCACAAUCAAAUCAAUGAAAUUCAACAAAAAUUCGCCUCAAACGAGCCAACUAAACCUUCAAGUUCGUUCAGAAAAGAUUGGAACCCAUCGCAAGGGAAGACUGAAAAUUGGAAUGAAUCAAAACGUAAUAUAAUAAAACAUACAGACGAUUUGAAAAAGCAAAAGUGUUCAAAAACGGAUAAAGCUAACAAACAAAUGAGUAAUGGGAAACAUUACGAUUUCUUUCCUGUAUUUGACAAUAAAGCCAGCGAUUUAGAAUUGGAGAAAGAAAGUGCGGUCGGAGAAUGUUUAAAUAAAAAACUGGAUGAAGAUAAUAAUUCUAAAAUAAUACUAGACCCAAUGCAGAAAUUAGUUCUGCAUUCGACUGAUAAUAUGUGAUAAUAAAGUGCUCUCGGCUCAUUUAGCUAAUAAUAAAGCUUUUACGAGUUUUGUAUGGCAAUUGUCGGAUUGGUACGUAUUUGCUUAAUUAAGUUAAUUAGUAUUUGUACAAUAUUGAACACUAGACCUAGGAGGAUAACAACCUUUUUAAAACUAUACACAUUCCCAAUUUUGUUUGCUUUUUAUAAGUAUUACUGAAAUGUAGACAUAUUUGAAAUAUCUGUAACACUUUUUAUACAAUACCAGCUGUUCCUAUGCAGCUGUUUGCAUUAUUAUUAUAAAGCCAUUAUUUCAUUUUUACAUUUGUAAAACUUUUAAUUCCAAAUGCCAAAUUUAAUUGCUCAAAUAUCAAUAAAAGACUCUUGCUUUUGGCUAAGAAUUUAAGUAACCAUGGUAACCUGGCUUCAUUGCUGGCUUGUAGUUUUUGUCCCUUUAUCACACAGCAUUUUUUUUCAACUUACUCUCCCCGUAAGUUUAAUUUUUUUUAUUUCAAUUUUAGUUACAGAUUUUUGAUGUCUUGUUUUAUCUUGUUGUCUUAAUAGUUUUAGUGUUCAAUGUGAGGCAAUAUGUAAUAUAUUAAAAGAGUGAAUAAUUACGACUAGUCAAAUUAAUCUGGACAUAGUUUAAACAAUAGAAUUAUUUUUGAAUGUUGGUAUUGAAGUCUCGCGGCCGGUAGUCAUAGUGGAGAGGUAAACUCAUUUUGACCAAGUUUGUAAAACUUUUCGAUAGUAACUUAGCAUAAGAGCAAUGCCACACGAAUGUUCCGGACAGAAGUAUCUUUGUGUAGAUUACUAUAAAGAAGAAUGUCCAAUGAAUGAUGUCAUUAAAGCCAACUCAGGAAUGUUUAUUGGAGUAUUGUGUUAAUGGAUUUUUUUUGUGUUUUGACACUCACUCCUUGAUUGUUGAAAUCGCUGCGAUUACGUAACACUCGUAUGGCAUCACUCUUUAAUGCGGUUUGUUUCACCAUGUUUAAAAUAUAAAGUGUGUUUUUUAUGCAAAAUACUUGAUGAAUUUGUGUGUAGUGUGAAUGAAUAUAUUAUAUAUGGUUGUGUAAUUUUUUCCUAAUGUUUUAUAGUGAGUUUGUCCUAAUAUCAGGACACGUCAACUCCCUUUUGCAUUUGUUGAUGAAUGUAGUAUUGAUAACUUUUGUAUAUUGCUAUAUUUUUCAUUGUUGCCAAUUUAAAUUCAAAUAUUAAAAGAAAAUGUUCAUUGCUCAUAUUAAAUUCUAAAAUUAACAAAAUGUUUAGUAUUUUAAGAGCUUUCUUGUGUAAUGGCUGCAUUCUAAAAAGGUGCUAUUUAUUUUAUUUUGUUUUUGUCUUCAAUUUUUUAACAUUCAACGGUCAUAAAUCUCUAAAUUACAAAAACUAUCCUAAAGACCAAUUUUUCUGGUCAUAAAUUAUUAAAGAAUGCAGCCAUAUAAUAAAAUGAGCAACUAUUCGAAAAUGUUACAAAAAAAAUUAAUUUAAAUCUAACUCCAAAAUCACCUCAACAAAAUGUCUCAACACUGCCAUGAGAUGCUAUAAACCUCAUACUCACUUUAAAUGAUUUUAUUGCACUUAAGUUACAUAUAAAUACAUAGACAAGCCAGUAGACAUGUGGCAACCAGCUCUGAGCAGUUGAACUGCAGCUCAACGACUACUUUAGCAGCUCACGGCUCAACAUAAAGUAUAACUAUGCGAGUUGAUGACCCGUGAACUGUAGUGAUUCGUAACUCAAACAUCCAUGUACAAAUUGAGCUGAUCUGUGAUCUGGUUUACUGAUUCACUCAUACAAACUGUGAGCUGAGUUAAAGGUUGUCAAUUUUACAAGUCAGACAUAAUUGUUUAGUUGUUUGAAAUUCAGAUGCGGUCUCAAGGUUAUGAUUUGAACUAUAAAGAAGAAGGCAUGAAUUGUAUUAAAUUUUACUUUUUAAAUGUAUGUUAAAGACAAAUCUAAUCGUUUGGAAUGAUAUUUCUUGUUCAAUAUAGAAAAUAUGUUAAUGUUAUACAAAAUAGUAUGUUCGUGGAGCUUGUCUAUGUAUAAUUAUCGUAACUAAUGUAAGAAGUUUUUAACUCUAUAUGUACGUAACUUAUAAAGUGAUACCGUUAUAUAAAUUUUUAUAAUGUUAAAUACCCGGUCUUUUAUAUAUCUUUAUGUUAAUACUCUUUGUGCAAUCUUGGUUCUUAUUGUUAACAAUAUUUGCUAGAGCUACAUUUUAAUAGAUUUAUUAUUAGAUUACUUUGUAUAGCAUGCGUUAGAAACCUCGAAUAAAUAACGGAACAAUUCUGAACCAUUUUAUUGAUGUAUAAGAGUUUUUAAGUUAUUUACAACACUUAUUUGUUAUACAAUUAUUCCAUUAGUAUUGCAUUUAUUUUAAAAUCGUGUAUAUUUUUUGAAGUUAUAUGAUUUUAAUUAUUUUUAAACUUAUGGUAUUUUUUAAAAGAAUAGUAUUUAUAAGUUUUAGAUUUUACCAGUUUUGUAUUCGCUAUGAUGCUUAUGCUAUCUGUAAUGUUCCUUUGCCGUUUAAUACUUUAGUUAUAGACGUUCUAGGUAGAUAUAGUUUGUACAAUUUGAUUACUUUUCUGUUUAAAUUGUUCAUAUGGAAAAGUUGAUGUUAGACCGAAUCUUUUAUAACUGUUAGUCGUAAAUUUAGACAGUCUGUUAAAUUUCAUACAUUGUACUAUAAAAUAAAAUGAAAAUCAACUAUCGGAUCUCUUGUUUACAGUAUUUAAAAUUACAUGUAAUUUACAA
Messenger RNA from Papilio polytes (common Mormon), 4294 nucleotides. RefSeq lists its product as uncharacterized. The transcript is spliced from 4 exons. NCBI's taxonomy places the organism in Eukaryota, Metazoa, Arthropoda, Insecta, Lepidoptera, Papilionidae. Bases 365 to 1564 code for a protein of 399 amino acids. The record is from RefSeq and is a predicted model, not a curated record.